Molecule: messenger RNA, 417 nt
Organism: Coccidioides immitis RS
Lineage: Eukaryota; Fungi; Ascomycota; Eurotiomycetes; Onygenales; Onygenaceae
Exons: 4
Coding region: 1-417 (138 amino acids)
Source: RefSeq, a predicted model, not a curated record
AUGUCGGCUGGUCGUGUGAUUGAAGGUGCCGAUCAAGCUAUGGUAGCUAUUCUAGUCUUUGAUGACCUCGACAGGAGAAUUCAAAUGGAAAGUCUUCCUGUCAAGUGUAUAAAGGCAACAAAGGGUGCCUGUGUGGCCACAAGACGGGGGUCGAGACUAAAUGACUCGGAGAAGGAAGAAGAAGAGAAGAAGAAGAGGAAGAUGAUGAGUACUCCGUACCAAUGGGCGGUUUUGACCAUGUAUUUGCUGGGGAAAGUCGAUACGGGCUGUACCGCCGGCUCGAGCCCUCCAAUCUUCGUCGGCUCAUGCGGAUGUUUCAGGAUAUGCGUGUUUGGGGCUGGUGGCAGCAUGCAUGCAGGGAAGCAGGCAAGAGAGAGAAAGCAAAACCACAAAAAAGGGACAAACGCUCGCAAGUGA